CGAGGCAAGAAGUACGACUGGAAACCAUAUUUUCUGCUUCAAUUCCGUCGUGAGACACAGAGAAAGGGAGCGGAGCGAUGUCUCGGGUUUUUGAAGGCUGUCGGGUUCUGAUGAAAACGGCGAGGACCUGGGUGAAGGCGGCGGCCGCCCCCAAGGCUGAAGGGGCGGCGGCGGCCGCCCCUAAGGCUGAAGGGGCGGCGGCGGCGGCGGCGGCGGCGAAGCCCAAGAACAACCCGAUGCUCAGGCCGCUGCCCGUCUCCCCCGCCAUGAGGAAGUUCGUCGGCGCCCUGGAGAUCUCGCGCCCCGAGGUCGUCAAGAAGAUCUGGGAGCACAUCAAGCUGAACCAGCUCCAGAACCCAACAAAUAAAAGGGAGAUUCUCUGUGAUGAGAAACUGAAGACCCUAUUUGAUGGGAGAGACAAAGUUGGGAUGUUGGAGAUUGCAAGUUUGAUCACCCCUCAUUUUCAGAAAUCUAGCUAAACUGAUUAAAUUAUCAAAAACAGAAAUUUAGGUGUUCUUUUGUGAUCCACGUUCAGUUUGUUCUAACAGUCAACGUGACCUUUUAGAAUUUGGUUUUUCUUGUUAUGACCAGGAUUUAGUUGAAUUAACUACCAUUUGUGUACAAAAUGUGGCAGCCUUUUACGUGUCUUUGCUUUAGUUUGAUUAC
Molecule: messenger RNA, 666 nt
Organism: Phoenix dactylifera (date palm)
Lineage: Eukaryota; Viridiplantae; Streptophyta; Magnoliopsida; Arecales; Arecaceae
Product: protein TRI1-like
Source: RefSeq, a predicted model, not a curated record